AUGGCAUCUCAAUUGGAUAAAAGUCCUGAAAUAAAACAGGAUAAUUUUCAUAUCGAUGAAAAUCAAGUUCGUCUUGAUUUUGGUCGAUUAACAACAACAACAGAAGGAUUUCAUCGAUGCUCUACACCAAAAUCAUCCACCAUCGGUGAUGAAACACAAGAAAUUGUGGACAUUAGUAAACAAUGUUUACCGUCUGAAUCAAUCUUCACUGAAGAAGAAGAUGAAGUAUCAGAUAAUGACAUGUCAUCUGAUACUGAAUUACAUCAUUGGCCAUCUAGUGAAGCUGAUAAUGAUGAUGAUUAUGACGAGUCAGGAUCGUCACGAUGUUGUGAUCCUUACGAAUCGUACGACUGGGAAUGCUGA
Adineta steineri is the source of this 363-nucleotide messenger RNA. The record is from the annotation of a GenBank genome assembly. Lineage: Eukaryota; Metazoa; Rotifera; Eurotatoria; Adinetida; Adinetidae.